Messenger RNA from Phyllopteryx taeniolatus (common seadragon), 2544 nucleotides. It is a transcript of the gene slx4ip, whose product is annotated as SLX4 interacting protein. The transcript is spliced from 8 exons. Lineage: Eukaryota; Metazoa; Chordata; Actinopteri; Syngnathiformes; Syngnathidae. The record is from RefSeq and is a predicted model, not a curated record. The coding region runs from base 298 to 1578 and encodes 426 amino acids.
CUUGUCUUGUGGUCGCAUUAAUGAACAUGUUACGAAUCUGCUACAGUUACAAUUUGAAUGAAUGAAUUUUAGGUGUAAACUUACAGUGAUAUAAGAAACAUAAAGAAAAGAUUAAGGUUCACGUUCUUAGUAACUUAAAAAAGGAGCGAGUUUACGCCGGUCGCAUGAUUAGACACUGACUGUGACGUCAUCUUCAUCAGCCAAAUCACUGGACAGAAUUUCAAAACUACUGGCGGUAGGAAAUCUACCGUCACAUUUUACUGUACAACGCAGUACUGUACUCCAUGAUUAACUGCAAUGGCGCCUCUAAAAUUUGUCAUUAAGUGUGGGAACUUUGCUGUGCUGGUGGAUCUCCACAUCCUGCCCCUGGGCAGCCAAGAGGACGCCAGCUGGUUUACUACAAGACACAUCGAGGAAGUUACGACUCUGAUUCGUGAUUCUGUGGAGCAAAGAGUUAAGCAGUACGCAGACUCCUUUCAAAAAGGAAGACAGCCAAAACACAAAAAGGAGCUAGCACCUGCUUCAGCUUUUAUUGUAAAAGGGAAACAUUUCAACCUAGUCGCCAAUUUUCUGAAGCGCCACAUCAACCUUCGAUGUGUCGUCAAGCAGCACCAUGGUGAGUUGCGUGUGUUUCCUGAGCGCUACGUUGUGUGUAUAAGCCGUCCAGAGGAUGCCGCAGUGCAAUAUACAAAACCAAGCUCAACCACAACAGAGCUGUGCGAACAAAGCAGAUCAGAAUAUUUUUCCAGAGAGGGAGAAAUCCAAGAGUCUUUCAACUGCACCACAAAAAUAAAGAAAACUGUGCUUCAAAAGAUAGCCAAAAAAUCCAAUGUCCAGCAAGAGCACCGGGGUCCCAUUGUGGGCGAGCAGCAAAUUGAGCAGAGAGCCUGUGUUGAAGACCAAAGAGGGAAACGUGGAGAUGACCACUCAGACACAAGCUCAUUAGGAAGUGUCUCUAGUGCUGGAAGGACGGCCCGUAAAAACAUAGAGCAACAGGUACCAUGCUCCGAUGCUGUGAUUCAGAACCAGGACCUGACCUUACAGAGCCAAACUGAUCAUUGUUCUCCAGACAGCAUCAAGCCAAACAUGACCUCAGUAGGUUUCUGCCCACAUGAAAUCAGUCCAGGAAGCAGGCGGCGCAAGAGGACUAAACCCAGCGAUUCAGAAGACCCUCGGCCACUGAAGGCCAAGAGGACAGGCCUUGACGGAACUCCAGCCGCAAUGCAAACUCACUCCACUGAGUGCUUCACACAAAUAUCCAAACACGACCCUCUUCCUCUGCCGCCCCUUCCUCUAGACGAAACCAAGGCAGGGUCCAAGGCUUUCCCAGUCUCAGAGUACAAGAAAACCACAGUGGAAGUAGAGCUGCUUACUCCAGGGAAACGGGACCAGAGGCUCCCCCUCACAAGCAAUAACACAACACAGACGAACCAAAACAGGCUGGCCACAAGUCGAAAGGGCCUAUCUGUCAAGCUUGCAUCCUCGGAAUCCUCUAUUAGUUCCAGAUCCACAGGCGGGGAGGAGGGAAGUAAAAAUGUGCCCAGAACCUCGAGAUUACGACGACUGAAGAGGUCCUGAGGGGGACAGAGGAGCUACAGUAAAAACGCCUGACGCUAUCGAGACAGAAAUGAAAUUGUGUCAGGCCUCAUGAUCCCCCUCCCUCCCUCGCUCCAUCCCUCGCAUUUAUACACACAAAUGGCCUUUUACUACAAUUGUGAGUCUUUUCACACAAAGCCACACAGGCAGAUCCAAUACAGAACACAUAAUUGAUACAUGAGGGUUUUGAGUUAUGUUUUGUCAAAUACUUGAAACAGACUUCGCCUCCACCCAUAAGUAGUGGUGGUCAAGAGAGGCUUGCAAAUGAAAGUCAAAAACCCUUAAUUGGAGUUUAGACUCGGGUUUUGUGUUAAAGAUUGGGGAUUUCAGACAGGCAGGAGCCAUGCAGUACGUCAUGGCUGUUAGGCUGAAAUAGUGGCUCCCAAGUGUCUGUAAACUGUCCGCUUUGCCUGCUGAAGCUCUGCCGUGAUUGAUUGCUGUUUCCAGAUUUAUUUCAGGUCUGUUUUUUCUUUUUGAAAUUCUUAGAGCAUUUUCAUUCAUGCAUAAUUCCCAUUAAUGCUCAUUUCUGUAUUUACAUUCCAAGCACAUGAAACGUACAGUAUCUUCACCAGUCUUCAUGCAGCAUGAGAAAGCGAGCCUAGGUUGAAGUUUGCAUGUAUCCUAUGGUUGUCUUUGUACGGUGCAGAAGUGCACAGCAAAUGCAAAGUAUUGAAAUGUUAGUGAUUUUAUUUGGUAAUACCAGAGCAUUUGACACUGCCAGCAAAGAUUCUUUCAAAGAGCCACACGUCCCUAUAGACUGCAGAGCAACGACAGUCCAAAUUCAAAACUUACGAUGCUCUACGGUCUACUUGAUGACAUGUCACCCUAUAAUAUACUCUUUUAAAUAAACCUUUGUUUUACUGGACAGACAUUUUAUGAUCUGAAUAAAUGUUUUGGGUUUUCUUUUCUUUUCGAAAAACGCAUCUUUCACAGGCACGUAAAGUGUCC